Messenger RNA from Brassica napus (rape), 822 nucleotides. RefSeq lists its product as uncharacterized. NCBI's taxonomy places the organism in Eukaryota, Viridiplantae, Streptophyta, Magnoliopsida, Brassicales, Brassicaceae. The record is from RefSeq and is a predicted model, not a curated record. Bases 1 to 822 code for a protein of 273 amino acids. Gene Ontology annotation, molecular function: zinc ion binding. The transcript is spliced from 3 exons.
AUGUAUGUGUUUCUUGCCUUUGGUGCGAGCGUAAAUGGCUUUCCUUUCAUGCGCAAAGUUGUUGUAGUCGACGGUACGUUUCUCAAUGGUAAAUACAAAGGGACGCUACUCGCAGCACUAGCUCAGGACGGUAACUUUCAGAUUUUUCCAAUAGCGUUCGCAGUGAUUGACACUGAAAAUGAUGAUUCGUGGCAUUGGUUUUUUACGCAACUAAAUCUUUUGAUUCCUGACGACGAGGGUCUUGCGAUAAUCUCGGAUAGGCAUAACUCGAUAUGGAAAGCAAUUAGAAAUGUUUAUCCGUUAGCUUCUCGGGGAAUAUGCACCUACCAUUUAUAUAAGAACAGAUUGGGACGGUACAAAGGAAAAGAUGUAUUCCGUCUGGUGAAGAAAGCGGCGAGAUGUUUUAGGAUGUCUGAAUUUACUGUGAUUUUCAAGGAGAUUGAAGCGAUUAAUCCUGAACUACGCGGCUACCUCCAAAGAGAUGAUGUCCGACUGCGGACGCGUGUUCAUUUCCCGGGCGAGAGAUGGUUUGCUGAACGGAGAGAGGAUGCCAGAUCGCAGCCAACCACGCUUACGCGUGGUGUUGAGAAACUACUACAUGGUCGUGUAACUGCCGCCAGAGAUUUGACGGUCCAAAGGAUUGAUGAUCAUCACACUGAAGUUAAAUAUGGAUCUUCUAGCGAGUCUUUGAAUGUUGUUAAUUUGGUAGAGAGAAAGUGCACAUGUCAGCGUUUCGAACACGAGAAAUUAUCAUGUGUACACACAAUCGCAGCUGCGGAGUACAACAAUGUUUCUCGUAUAUCCCUGUGCAGUCCUUACUAA